AUGCGGAGCCUUGGUACAGCAAAGCACGGCACGCACGAGUCGAGGGUUGCAGGGUGUUUGGCGCAGCCCGUGGCGCAGUGUCUGGCGCGGCGUCUGGCACGCGCGCGUCUGAAGACUGAUCCGCGCGAGCGGAGCCCUCAUUCCGCCCUGGGCUGUCCCCAGGGUGGUCGCGAACGGACGCUCCGUAGCAAACCUGGCCCAAGGCCCCUUUGGGACUUGGCCGGGCUUGCGGCAGCUGGGCUCUCGGAGGCCGCCGCGCGAGGGGUGGCCCACCGCCCCCGCGCGCGGCGGCCCGCCAUGGCGUCUGGGAAGGCCGAGGCGCUGGAGAAGCAGCACGACUGGAUGGCGGCCGCCGAGUCCGGGAACGCCCAGAGGAUGAAGCUCUUCACGCAGAGCGAGGGCGAGUGGGUGCCGACGGAUUCGAUACCCCAGGCCGUGGCGUGCAAGGCCGCGGUCAGGAACCAGGAGGAGACGCUGAAGGUGCUCCUCGACUGGGGAGUGCCCCUGAGCGCCAAGGACAUGGCGCCCAGCAGGCAGCUGCUGCUGCACGGCGCGGCGGGCGCUGGUGCCGUCGACUGCGUGAGGUUGCUGAUCAAGCGGAGGGUGGACGUCAACGCCACGGACGGGCUCGUGAAGACUGCCAUGCACUUGGCGCUCAAGGGGAGCCAGUUGGGGGUCAUGAAGGAGUUGUUGCGAGCGGGCGCCACCGUCCCUCUGGGGCAGAAGGAGUUGCCUCUGGGGGCCCUCAAUGUCAUUAAAGAAGUCCAGCUGGAGACGCAGAUGCAAGAGAUCAAGGGCUUCCCGACAAGCGAAAAAGGGCUCUCUGACAAGCUGGCCGAGGCGGAUAAGCAAGUUUGGAAGAGCAUGCGGGCACACAUGCAGCUGCUGGAGAGGCAGGAGGAGAUCAAGGUGGCGAAGGUUGUCCAGGACUUCGACGAGAAGAUGCGCGUCGCACAGGCGCGCGCCUUGGAGGCCUCCAAGACGGAGGAGUCCGUGAGAAGAGAGCUGCAAGAGCUCAAGGUCCAGGUGCAGACAGAGCAGAUGAAGCAGAAUCAGGUGGUUGCGGAGAUCCAGACUCUGCAGGAAGAGGAGAGCAGUAAGAAGUCCGCAGAGGAGGACAUUGCGAAGGAUGUCGCCGACAAGCAGGCCGAGCUGGAACAGCUUCUGUCAGGCCUGCGGGCUGAGCAGGAAGCGCUCGCGAAGGCGGAGGCCGAGCGCGAUGCCCACGUUGAGGAGUGCGACAGGCUGAAUCUGGACAUCGAGGCGGGGCAGCUGGAACACAAGGAGCUGGUGACCGAGCUCGCGGACGCCAGAAAGGAGCUGGAGGGGCUGCGCAAGGACAGGAAGCGCAUCGCCGAGCUGCAGGCCGAGGCCGCAAACCUGCACGAGAAUGUCAAGGACGACGCCUCGAACGCCGGCUGA
Molecule: messenger RNA, 1422 nt
Organism: Prorocentrum cordatum
Lineage: Eukaryota; Dinophyceae; Prorocentrales; Prorocentraceae
Source: the annotation of a GenBank genome assembly